AUGUUGAUCGAUUCUAGAUCAACUAAGUCAUUUAUUGAUCCCAGUAUUGCUCAAUGCGCGGGUACUCAACACCAAAACGUUAAGUUUGACCGUCCAGUUCAGAAAGGCUCAUCUGAAUUAAGUACACCUACAUUUAACUUUUCUACCCCAAAACAACCUGAUACCGAAUCUAUGUUCGUAAACGACGAUAAUGACGAAGACAGUCUUUUUAUUCAACCCCCGGACGAAAUUGUAGAUAUCAUUGAACAUGAACAAGUCAAUCUAGAAUAUCAAAAUAAUCGUCCUGAAAAUCCAGACGAAACUGUACAUUCAAAUGCGGACCAACACCCCAUUCAGACAAUUCCUAUAGUUGAUUACGCAGUUAAUCAGGGAAAUAAUCAGAUUAUCAUAAGUACAGUUCCCAGGAAUCAUAGGAAUCCAUGGUACGAUAACGUUGAAGAAUUUAGAAAAUAACCUAG
Molecule: messenger RNA, 458 nt
Organism: Acanthoscelides obtectus
Lineage: Eukaryota; Metazoa; Arthropoda; Insecta; Coleoptera; Chrysomelidae
Source: the annotation of a GenBank genome assembly